AUGAAAGCAAAUGGUGAUUCUAGUUUGUGUUUGUGGAUUCUAAUCAUACUAGCUUCUUUUUAUACAACGAUUAAUGCCGUUGAGUCCGACAUCCGUUGCCUAACAUCCAUCAAAGAAUCUCUGGAAGACCCGGAAAAUGCAUUGUCUACCUGGGUUUUUAACCACACGACUCACGGUUUCAUCUGCCGAUUUACUGGUGUCGACUGCUGGCACCCUGACGAAGACAAGGUUCUGAACAUUAGGCUACCAGACAUGGGACUCAGAGGUUCAUUUCCAAUGGGCUUACAAAACUGCACCAGCAUGACCGGAUUAGAUCUUUCUGGCAACGACAUCUCAGGACCCAUUCCGUCUGACAUCAAAUAUGUUUUACCGUUGAUCACGUCUUUGGAUCUCUCCAACAACAAUCUCUCAGGUCCAAUCCCACUUGGCAUUGCCAAUUGCACCUACAUCCAUCUUCUGAGGCUUGACAAUAACCACCUAACAGGCCAAAUCCCUCCUGAAAUGGCUCAUCUUGGUCGCAUCAGGGAGUUUAGUGUCGCUAACAACGAUUUAUCAGGACCUGUACCUAUAUUUCAAGACAUUAGCAUCGUCUCUGCACAAAGCUAUGCAAACAACUUAGGACUUUGUGGAGGUCCCUUGGACGCCUGCGAACAUGAAGACCAUGACGAUCUCUUUCUUCGAGGGUUUGUGGUUGGAUUUCCUCUUUUUACAACCUUGACUACGUUGUUUUUGCUCUUACGUUCACCCGGCAUCAGCAACAUGUUAUCCUAUCUUCUUCCUAUCAAGAAAACAGAGAGAAGGUUGCAUCACCUGAUUCCAAGAAGCCCCCAAAUCCUAUUGGAAGAGGAAAGUAGCAGCGAUGAGGGAAAGGUGAAGUCCUCCCUCUCUCUUUCUCGCUCAUGUAGUUAUGUGUUUGACACACAGGUAAUGGCCAUGGAAAAGUUAAUCCGCCGAAUGAGUUUGGUGGAACUUGAAAUGGCCACCAAUGAGUUUAAUGAUAAAAACGUAAUUGGCCAUGGAAACAUAGGAGUCAUGUACAAGGGCGCGUUCAUAAACGGUUUGCUUCUUGCGGUCAAGAGGCUCCAUAGGUUUGAGAGCUUAGAGAAAGAGUUCUUAACAGAAAUCAAAAUUUUAGGAAGAUUGCGGCAGACAAACUUAGUACCACUUGUAGGGUUUUGCUUUGAAAUGGAGAAGAAAUUUCUGGUAUACAAAUACAUGUGUAAYGGAACCCUUCAUCAUUGGCUACAUUGUGUGGAGGAUMGGAAGAUGGRAUGGGSUUUAAGGUUGAAGAUAGCAGUSGGGAUAGCAMGAGGGCUURCUUGGYUGCACCACAACAACGUCCUCCGGGUCGCCCAUCUCAAAAUCAACUCAAAAUGCAUCUUACUAGAUGAAAACUUCGAKCCCAAGAUAUCUAACUUUGGUGACGCCAYGAUCUUGAUGGAUGCAAGUACCGACUCCCAGCUUUUUAGYGKUUGCARUUUUGYGGUUYCAGAUUCUAGUCYUURUAAGGAGGAUGUUUAUAGCUUCGGGAUUUUGUUGCUYGAGUUGGUUACUGGUACAGAACCACUAUAUACAUGGAUCAACUCUACAACCGACUAUGUGAUUGAUGAAUGCUUAAUGGGACAAGGAUUCAAUGAAGAAAUCCAUGAAAUCRUUAGAAUCGCAGAAAACUGCAUUCAYCGCCACAGAGAUGACGCGACAAGCAUACUUCAAGUGUAUCAAGAAAUGCGUUCGAUAGGGAUAUCAAGAAAUGAAAUUUCCGUCACCAUUCAURGAGAAGAACAUAAUGAGGGAGAUUACSACRAUCUUACAAUUUAAAUSUUAUACCCGACACCAUGUUGAAGGCCGGAAAGACCRAGCAAGUUGAAGUUUCGAUUUCCCUGACUAAACUUUGCUGAAUGCCCCAGAAGCAGCUUAUGGUUUUGGCUGAAUUCACUAGCAAAUUCAGCUGUUGAUCAGCAGAUGAUAAUGAAGAUUUUGGUUUAUAUCCCCUUCUCACAUGAUUAUAUACACACAC
Molecule: messenger RNA, 2017 nt
Organism: Cynara cardunculus var. scolymus (artichoke)
Lineage: Eukaryota; Viridiplantae; Streptophyta; Magnoliopsida; Asterales; Asteraceae
Product: probably inactive leucine-rich repeat receptor-like protein kinase At5g48380
Exons: 1
Coding region: 1-1818 (605 amino acids)
Biological process (GO): protein phosphorylation
Molecular function (GO): protein kinase activity; ATP binding; receptor serine/threonine kinase binding
Source: RefSeq, a predicted model, not a curated record